Panicum hallii is the source of this 1789-nucleotide messenger RNA. RefSeq lists its product as uncharacterized. The transcript is spliced from 2 exons. NCBI's taxonomy places the organism in Eukaryota, Viridiplantae, Streptophyta, Magnoliopsida, Poales, Poaceae. The record is from RefSeq and is a predicted model, not a curated record. The coding region runs from base 605 to 1267 and encodes 220 amino acids.
UCGGGACCUGCCCAAGUGCCCAUCGCGCCUCCUCUUCCCAGCGCCGCCGCCCGCACCCAGCGGCCGGCGCCGCCGCCCCGCGACCGCCCUCCGGCCUCCGCACCUCUGCGGCCCCUUCCUGCUGGCCUGAUGCACCUCCUCCGCUCGCGCCGGUCGCUGCUGUCCUGCUCCUUGCUCUCCCUCGCGGCCUCGCCUCGGAGUGCCAAGCGGCCGCCGGACGGCCGGAGCUAGGGUUUCGGCCAAAAAUCGCUGUGGCCAGGGUGCCGGUCAGUUCGCCGUCUUCAUCUCUCUCAUCUCAUUCAGUGGUUUCGGCCAAAAAUUUUGGCCAGGACUACCCCAGGUUUGAAUGCUGGUUCCGCCAGACUGCAGAGGGGAUCCAUCUGUACCUGGGUUGACUUCCGUCUUCACCGGUGCGGAGGCUUUAGGUUUCUCGUAUCGCUCCGCUCGUUUUCUUCUGCAAUACAUAUUCCAAAUCUAUGUGAAUUAAACUUCAUGCUCAUGCCUGUGUUAUGUCCGCCCUGGAUUAGACCUUCGAAUUGGGGUCCUUUGCUGGCUGAGGAACACCUAGUUCUUUCAAUCACUAGGUGUGAUAAGGCCUUCAGCCAUGCAGAGAUCCAGUGCAUCGGCCCUUCCUACUAUUAUCUUCGAGGAAGCUCUUUGGAGAGAAAUGGAGUAUCGUAAGAGAUUGGAGAGGACUCACCCUCAUCUGCUGAUUGCCCUCAAUGGAGCCCCUGAAUGGCAGAAAGAGGUCGGUACAGAUUCAAUAUCUGAUGAUUUUAGGAGAAAGUUAGCCCCAGAUAGCACUGUACCUCAACAGCAGUCUAGUUUCAGUUGUUCCACUGUACAGAGACAGACAGCUAAUUGGUACCCCAUCAAGAAAAAAGUGAAAGUUCCACAUCUUCCUUCCCAGAUUCUGCAAUCUCCUAGACCAAACGUGGUACCUUCUUUUUGGUGUAAAAUUUGCAAGGUUGAUUGUGUUACUGAAUUCAAUUUCGGUGCCCACAUUGGAGGGAAAAAACAUAAGGCUAAAAAGCUGGAGAUUCUUGGAAAUAGGAACACUGGAAGACAUGGCGGUCAAUGUUCAGGUAUCAGGAAUUCUGUACAAAAUAGCCAUGCAGUCUCUGGAAGCAGAAACAGUGAAUCAAAUGUGUCUAGUAGCAUUGUUUCUGCAAGCUGUGAUCUGCCCUCUGGAAGCAGAACUAAUGGAAUAGAGGAAAGCGGAUGCACUGCCCCACCAAUGAGCAGCAUGGAUUUCACUGAAAUCUGAUGUCUAUAAUAUGCUCCUUGUACAUUUUCCUCUGAAACGUAGAGUAAUGUGUUUAGUUCUCAAACAGUCAGUGCACUAUGGAAAUUUCAUCUGAUGGUGGUGUACCAUGCAACAAUACAUAAGUUGAAAAAGGUUGCAGUACCCUAUUGGGGAAGCUAUCUAUCUGCAAGAUUGAUGCUAGUCAGUUUUCUUACUUCUUGAUUAAGAGGUAAAAACUCAGAAGCCAGUGCUGAUAAAUUACUAGAUCAUUUUGACUGAAGGCAUGAAUGUGUAUAAUACAGACUACUACUAAUCUGGUGAGCCAUAUUGUAGCAUUUGCAGGUUAUUAAUUUAUUAUUCUAUAGAAGUUAGCUGUAAACUGGCAAAUGGCCACAAUAUUAGUUAAAUAUCAGUCCCAUUACAUCCAACAAGCAGAUCUUCCUUUUAUUUUCAAUUUUCCAUAAAAUACUCGAUGCAAAUAAACUUGCUCAGAUGGCACUGUAUGUUUAUAUACUGUAAAUUGUAUUCACUUUGAUGUGGAGA